This is a messenger RNA of Oenanthe melanoleuca, 2702 nucleotides long. RefSeq names its product potassium inwardly rectifying channel subfamily J member 6 (gene KCNJ6). Gene Ontology annotation, cellular component: plasma membrane. Bases 366 to 1637 code for a protein of 423 amino acids. Gene Ontology annotation, molecular function: G-protein activated inward rectifier potassium channel activity. The transcript is spliced from 4 exons. The record is from RefSeq and is a predicted model, not a curated record. Gene Ontology annotation, biological process: regulation of monoatomic ion transmembrane transport; potassium ion import across plasma membrane. NCBI's taxonomy places the organism in Eukaryota, Metazoa, Chordata, Aves, Passeriformes, Muscicapidae.
CCGCCCCGCUCCGCGCCCCAUCCGCGCCCGAUCCGCGCCCCAUCCGAGCCCGAUCCGAGCCCCAUCCGCCCGGCCAGCGCAUCCCCCAGCGCAUCCCCCCGCGCACACCCCGCUCCGGCGGAGCCCCGCGCCCGGCCGCUGCCGCUGCCCCCCGCUUCUCACCCUCCCGGCGGGAGGUGGGCGAGCGGGCGUGGGGAAUGGAGACGCCCGGCAGCAUCCUCGGGGCCGUGUGACAGCGAGCGGCGCUCAGACGCGCGCACGGAGCCGCAGCCGGAGCCCCGCAGCCGCCCUGCCCCGUCCCGUCCCGCGGGGAGCCGGCAUGGAGUGACAGCAGCCGCCAGGAGAAGCCCCAAAGAGAAACAGAGAUGGCCAAAUUGACAGAGUCGAUGACCAACGUCCUGGAAGAAGACUCAAUGGAGCAGGACAUCGAGAGCCCUGUCACUAUCCAUCAACCAAAGUUGCCCAAACAAGCCAGAGAGGAUCUGCCAAAAAACAUCAGCAAAGAAUGUGCCAAGAGAAAAAUCCAGAGGUACGUUCGGAAAGAUGGGAAAUGCAACGUCCACCACGGGAAUGUCAGAGAGACUUACCGGUACUUGACUGACAUCUUCACCACCCUGGUGGAUCUCAAGUGGAGGUUCAACCUGCUGAUCUUUGUCAUGGUUUACACGGUGACCUGGCUCUUCUUCGGCAUGAUCUGGUGGCUCAUUGCCUACAUGCGAGGGGACAUGGAUCACAUAGGGGACAGCACGUGGACCCCCUGCGUCAGCAACCUCAAUGGGUUUGUCUCAGCCUUUUUAUUCUCAAUCGAGACCGAAACCACCAUUGGGUACGGUUACCGGGUCAUCACCGACAAGUGUCCCGAGGGAAUUGUCCUGCUUUUAGUGCAGUCUGUCCUAGGUUCUAUCGUCAACGCCUUCAUGGUUGGCUGCAUGUUUGUGAAAAUAUCCCAACCCAAGAAGAGGGCAGAAACCUUGGUUUUUUCUACAAACGCAGUCAUUUCCAUGCGGGAUGGAAAGCUGUGUCUGAUGUUCCGAGUAGGAGACCUUAGGAAUUCACACAUUGUAGAGGCAUCAAUACGAGCCAAGUUGAUCAAAUCCAAACAGACAAAGGAGGGGGAAUUUAUACCACUCAACCAGACAGAUAUCAACGUAGGUUAUUACACAGGGGAUGAUCGUCUCUUUUUGGUUUCACCACUGAUCAUCAGCCAUGAGAUUAACCAGCAGAGUCCUUUCUGGGAGAUUUCCAAAGCCCAGUUGCCCAAAGAGGAGCUAGAAAUUGUUGUAAUCCUAGAAGGAAUGGUGGAGGCAACAGGGAUGACGUGCCAGGCUCGCAGCUCCUACAUCACCAGCGAGAUCCUCUGGGGCUAUCGCUUCACGCCCGUGCUCACGCUGGAGGACGGCUUCUACGAGGUGGACUACAACAGCUUCCACGAAACCUACGAGACCAACACCCCCGUCUACAGUGCCAAAGAGCUGGCAGAGAUGGCCAGCCGAGCAGAACUGCCCCUCACAUGGUCUGUUUCCAGCAAGCUGGACCAGCACGCCGAGCUGGAAGCGGAGGAGGAGGAGAAGAACCAAGAGGAGCAAAACGAAAGAAACGGAGACGUGGCCAACUUGGAGAAUGAGUCCAAAGUGUAGAAGCAAGAGGAGAAAUAAAGGCCAUGCCACCUCCUUUAUCUCCUCCCUCUCUGCUCCCUGCUCCUUUCUGCAACACGCCUUUAAUUUCUUUUUUCUCUUCCUGCCAUCGGUAACUCACGGGAAAUAAACAUUUUAGAUGUGAGAUCCCAACGUCGACCCAAGAGAUUCCCAGACUCAGCCAAGGCGUGGGCUGAAGCUGCUGCACCCAUCAGGGAUGGGGGAAUCUGCCCCUGGCAGUGACUGAUGGCAGUGCAGACCUCCAGGUUUAUCCCCACCAACAACACAACAAACCACCCCUGAUGGCAAAGGAAACGCAAGGGAUUUCAAUCAAAGACUAAUUAAUGCUCAUCAGAACGGGCUUUGACUGAGGGUUUGAUGCAUUUCAGGACAGUUUCACAGACUGGGUGACAGUGCAGUGGGCCUUGCAGCUUUCAGAGGAAGGUGAGCAGAGGGACCUGCAAUCCCUGUACAUAUGCCUUAUGUAACUAUUUCUCUCUCCAUUUAGUAAUAAACGCCGCAUGUACAAAAGUACUGUAGUAAAGAACUUCUAAAUAAUGUACACAGCUGUGUAAUUAAUGUAGGUUUAGAAACAGAGCUCUAGAAAUAUUGGGAUGCAAAAACUAACUCCCCGUCCAGCAGGCAUUUCCCUUCAAAUAUUUGCAGUGUAAAAUUGAUUUUAAUUUAUUUGUUUUCUCUUCCCCUCUCUGACUCUUCUAGUGCAUAACAUUUUCUUCAGUGUACCAGACUGGCAGCUAUUUAGAGUACCUCACUGUUGGCCAAACAGAUCGUUUCACUCACUCUAAAAAGCCAUAAGUCUGGGAGAGGGCAGGGUAGAGAAUUGUACUGCUGACAUACUGUGAAAAUGUUUACAAAUGAGGCCAAACCCUUCCUGGUUACUCUUUUUUGGGGGGGGGCAGUUCGACUGAAAAAUUGAGGCUGUGGCAAACUCAUGGCUAACCAGAAUUUCCUGUCUACUCUUCAUCCAAGGAGCAUGUGGAGGUGUUCUCCUUAAUGUGCAAUACCCAGGGAAUCUGUGGGAUUUCAGCAGUCCUUUGCUACACACAC